Callithrix jacchus (white-tufted-ear marmoset) is the source of this 5551-nucleotide messenger RNA. It is a transcript of the gene OR9Q2, whose product is annotated as olfactory receptor family 9 subfamily Q member 2. The record is from RefSeq and is a predicted model, not a curated record. Gene Ontology annotation, biological process: G protein-coupled receptor signaling pathway. Gene Ontology annotation, molecular function: G protein-coupled receptor activity; olfactory receptor activity. Lineage: Eukaryota; Metazoa; Chordata; Mammalia; Primates; Cebidae. Gene Ontology annotation, cellular component: membrane.
UAUUAUCUAUCUACCUAAUCAUCUAUGUAUCUAUCCGUUUGUUAUCUAUCAACUAUAUCUGUCAUCUGAUUUGUCAUCAUCUAUAAUCUCUUAGAAUGGUCUUUGCUGUUGGAUUUUCUGUUAGACUUUCCUUUCUAAAUUCUGGUCAGAUCUAUAGGUCUUAGAAAAAAAAACUCUAAACUUCUUUUACGUUAAUUUUAUAGGCUCUAAUAAUCAUGGUAUAUGAAAUUUUGGUUUAUACUCUGAGGUUCAUUUUGCUUCUCUUCUGGGACUGGCCAAACGGUGACUGAAUCAUCUUAAUAAUCAUUCUGACAGCAUUUUUUUAAAAUAAAAAUUUUAAAUUGACAAAUAAUAACUGUGUUUAUAUAUUUAUAGGGUAUAAUGUAGUGUUUUAGUCCAUGUAUACAUUAUAGAAUGAUUCAAUCAAGCCACUUAAACCGGUUGUUUUAAAAUUGACUAUGGCUUCCUGAAAGCAGGAUAUGAUGGCCUUACAGUCUAUUUCAUAUGGGGUAGAAAUGAGGGAGUUGCUGUAAUUAUAAAGUAGAACUACAGGGACUCAGCCAUUGGAUCCACUUCACAAUCAAAAAGAGAGGCAUUCUUUAAAGGGCAAGGUGGUUUUCUCUUCCCUUGUUCCUGAGGGAUCCAUCUGGAAGGAUGCUGCUCCCCCAGACUCCCUCCUAAUUCUUUUCCCUAUUGCUCUUGGGGGAGCCAGUCAGAGACUUCAAGGAGCCAGAUCCUGAAAUGAGUCAUCAGGAGAUGCUGUUUCUUGGAACAAUUACUACUUUGCUGUUUGGCAUUUGGACAGUUUCUGAGCCUCUUUAGAACCACACUGCCUAAGGAGCAUCCUUCCCUUAUAACUCUAGUUCUGUAGAAUGCUAAUGAAAAAGAGGUUCUGUGCUCAAAUUCUGUUGGGAGAUGGUGGGUGAAGAAAAAGUUAAUAAAGUUUCUUUUUUAUUUUUAUUUUUCCUUAACUUUUAAGUUCAGGGGCACAUGUACAGGUUUGUUACAAAGGUAAACAUGUGUCAUGGGGGUUUGUUGUACACAUUAUUUCAUCACCCAGGUAUUAAGACUAAUGGCUAAUAACCCAUUAGCUGUUUUUUCCGAUCCUCUUCCGCCUCCCACCUUCCCUGCUCUGAUAGGCCCCAGUGUGUGUUGGUCCCCUCUUUGCGUUCAUGCUUUCUCAUCAUUUAGCUCCCAUGUAUAAGUGAGAAUAUGUGGUAUUUGUUUUUCUGUUCCUGCGUUAGUUUGACAAGGUUUCUUAAUUAUAGGACUUUAUAGAUCCUUUAAUAUGCUAACAUGUAAUGUGAUUUUCCAUGUGAAGAAUAUAGUAUGCAGUGGUCCUCAGAUUUAUGAGAACAGUGAACCUGUUUUUCUCGCUGGAACAUUUACCUAUGACACCUGGGGAAAGGUAAAGCCUUCAAAGUAGAAGCCUCCGGUAUGGUUCUCAAACUUGCUACAUGUUAUAAUCACCAGGGAAUUUACAAAAAUUACUGGUGUUCAGCUCCUGCGUUCAGGUAUUCUGAUUCAAUUGUUAAGGGGGAUAAUUUGGGCCUCAGGAAUUGCUUCCCAGGUGAUUCUAAUGUGCAGUGAAGUUUGAGAACCACUGCCCUGGGGUCCUUUUGUCUAGCGCCGUAUUCCAGAUAGGCUCAGUCAACUGAGCACUGACCUGGUCCAAGUCAUUGUUUUGUCACCAAGAAGCUCCACAGUACUCUCUGUAUCUAGAUUUUUAAAAUUUGUAAGACAGGGAAACAUCACAUUCACCCUAUCUCAGGUCUUCUGUGAGGAAGAAAGGCACUGACAGGGCUUGGGAGUAAUCAUGCUUUUCAAGAACAUGUCUUUAUUAUUUUACUUUAGUUUAUGGCAGGACACACAGAGGGCUAGGCAGGCCUAGAGCUCCCAAUCACAAGGCAUUGUUCCCACAAUUUUUGGAGAUUAAUUGUAUCAAAAUCCCCUAUCAAAAUGUAGAUACUGCUCCCAUGUCAGAUGUACUUCAUCUGCAUCAAUCUAUGGAGGAGGGCUGCUACUAUUCACAUUUUAAACAAAUUCUGUCGCCAAAUUCUUAUGCACACUGAAGUUUGAGAGCUAGUGUUGUGGUAGAGGAGUUGGUCACUAUCAAGAAUUUGCUCAGCAUGCCUGGCGAAAGUCUGUUCACAGCCCGCCCACACCGGCCUCUCCAACAUUUUAUCUUAUGAUUCCCCACCUGCACCAUUCUCUGCUUCUGCCAAAUGGUGAACUUUCGAAGUCACCAGUUACGGCAUGCUUUGGCAAUGGGGAGAAAAAAGCUUAUGCUUAUGAAAACCUCCUUCAGGGAUCAGUUCAUAGCUGGCUAGGGUGGCACUGUGUGAAACCCCUGACGAAAUUGCUAACUGAAAUAUAGGAAACCUUCAAAGAAGUACAUAUCUUUUCAUAUAAGGCAGGAAGAAGGCAAGACUGGGAACCAGCUCCAUCAGACCUUGCUGAGGGAUGGGGCUUUGGAAGUUUGAAAUUAAAGAGAGACUUUCAAAGACAUUAAUUAGACACCUUGUUAGGAAGUCAUACGAAGAUACAUCACCCCCCCCUGGAGAGUCACCUAAAGAACCAAUUAGGAUGUGAUGCUGGGACAGUGAAUAUAAGAAGCAUAUCAGCAAGGUUUCAUGCUAGAUGGGAAGCUCAGGGAGAAAGGUUGGCCCCAUAUCCUUGUGUUUCGAAGUAAGUAUACAAAAAAUCUAGGGCAAUGGUCGUGUCAGGAAUAUAUUGUUUUGUCAAGGGGUAGAGGAAAGAGAGAGACUCCUGGAAGUGUUAAUAAGACACAGAAGUAUUGAAAGUGACCCCAUCUCACAAGGUUGCUAUGAUUAUGGGCAUAUGUACAAUUUUCUUUCUGGAAUGGGAACAAAGACAAGGUAACUGAAACCCAGAGAGGAAAAGUGACUUGCCGAGGGUCUUACAUGCCGUGUGGGUAAACCAGAAGCCAGGUGUCCUUUGGAUUGGCAGGUGAUGGGCAGACAACACACUAUCCAAAAGAAGAGGUCAUUAGAAUUCAGGUGAGCACAGUUUGUGCCCAGCUUAUGGCUUUCAGAUCUCGUUUAUUUUCUUUCUUGUUCUCCUUAAUGGGUCAGCUCAGUACUGGUCUGGCUGCAGGUGCAUCAGGUAUUCAAACACGAUCAAAGCCCUCCUUUACAGCCCUGUUCUAGAACUGUUCCAAGGACCCCCAAAUUUAUGAACCCAAUUUCCUCUAACAGCACUCAGACAACACCAGACUACAAAAAUAUUUCUGCUUUCAGCUUUGGAUGCUGUUUAUUUUCAAGCUACUGUUUUUAUUAGGGGCUUUGAAAACAACCAAACAAGGCUUAUGGGGCUUUGUUAGGUGCCUGAAAAAACUUAUGUUUGCUCUUUUGAUUUCAAGGUUAAUGCUUGAGGGUGUGUUUAUGUGUGUGUAUGCACACCCUUAAUAAGCCAGCCAACUCUAAUUAGGAUAACAGCUGUUCAUUAAACUUGCAUGUUGUUAGACUGAGAAUAGUAAUAUUCCUACAAGCAGAGCCCAUUGCUGAUUGCUGAUAGAUUUUUUGUUCAUAUGUUUUUGUUGAGAGAAUAUAAAUUUUCCUUCCUUAAAACAUUCAUUUAAAAUUUUAAAUAGCCACCUUAUAUACGUGGAGUGCUUUUAGCUUUCCAAUGUGCUUUUGCAUCUGUUUUAAUCUAUGCAUUAACCGUAUGUCAUAAGCAGGGAAAGCAUUAUGAUCCCCUUUUGGCAGAGGAGGAAACUGAGGUUCAGAGAGGUUAAGUGCCUUGUGUAAGAUCAAACAGCUAAUUGGGGACAAAGCUACAAAUACAAGAGCGGACUUGUAAGUCAGGGAAUCACUUGCUCUCUGUUCUUUCUGUAAUAGAAGCAUCCAUCACUUUUUAUCUUAAAUUAUAGUGAGCUCUAUAUCUAUAUAUGUCUUCGACUGCAAAGUUUGUUGAAGUUGAGUGCCAACAUGUAAGACACUCAAUUUAAAGCUUUUGUUACUUGAAAUCAUUUGAAUUCCUUUUGAGGGGUCUCCUCGUCUGGCUCUUGUCUUAGCCACGGCAGGUGAACCACUGGAUGGAUGGCUGAAAGGAAUUACACCGUAGUGACGGAGUUCUUCCUUACUGCAUUUACUGAGCAUCCGGAGUGGCGGCUUCCUCUUUUCCUCAUAUUUUUGAGUUUCUAUCUUGCCACUGUGUUAGGGAACACAGCCAUGAUCAUCCUGAUCCGCGGAGAUCGUCGACUCCACACCCCAAUGUACUUCUUUCUCAGCCACCUUUCCUUGGUGGACAUCUGCUACUCAUCCACCAUCAUCCCUCAGAUGCUGGCUGUGCUGUGGGAGCAUGGUGCAGUCAUCUCCCAGGCUCGCUGUGCCGUUCAAUUCUUCCUCUUCACCUUCUUUGCCUCCAUUGACUGCUACCUUCUGGCCAUCAUGUCCUAUGACCGCUACGCAGCCGUGUGCCAGCCCCUGCUUUAUGUCACCAUCAUGACCGAGAAGGCCCACUGGGGCUUAGUCACGGGGGCUUAUGUUGCUGGUUUCUUCAGUGCCUUUGUUCGAACGGUCACAGCCUUCACUCUCUCCUUUUGUGGAAACAAUGAGAUCAAUUUCAUUUUCUGUGACCUCCCUCCUCUAUUAAAACUCUCUUGUGGGGACAGCUACACUCAGGAAGUGGUGAUUAUUGUGUUUGCUGUUUUCGUCAUGCCUGUCUGUAUCUUGGUGAUCUUGGUGUCCUACCUGUUUAUCAUCAUGGCCAUCCUGCAGAUCCACUCUGCUGGAGGCCGGGCCAAGACCUUUUCCACCUGCGCCUCCCACCUCACUGCCGUCACUCUUUUCUUUGGCACCCUCAUCUUCAUGUACCUGCGAGACAACGUGGGCCAGUCCUUGGAGGGAGACCGAGUGGUGUCUGUGCUCUACACGAUGGUGACCCCAAUGCUGAAUCCCCUCAUCUACAGCCUGAGAAACAAAGAGGUAAAGGAGGCUGUUAGGAAAGCCCUGAGCAGAUCAAAGGCUGCUAGAAGACCCUAAAUGGGCCCUUGCGAAAUACGUUAUUCCUGAGUUUUCCCAUCUUUUCUCAAUGGCACCUUCUGGAGAGGCUUUCCUAGACAACCCUAAGUAAAAUCGCACCUGAACUCUCCACCCCCGCUUUCUGAUUCCUUAUUCUACGGAACACUUAUCACCAUCUGACGUAUUAGAGGUUUUAUGUGUUUGACAUUGUCUAAUGCUCACAACUAGAAAGUAAGCAACAUCAGAGCAAGUGUUUUUUUAUCUGAGCUUCAUUUCUAUAUGCCCAGUUGCUAGCAAAGCACCUAGCAUGUGAAAGGCACUCAAUAAAUAUUUGUUGAGUGAAUGAAUCUCAGGUUCCAGUGUCUACUUGUAAGUCAUAACUUCUUCAGUCAUCAGUUUUCUCAUCUAUCAAGUGGUUUAUCCACCUUAUAGGACUGUGGUUUUGAGAAUCCAGUGCAUACAUGAACAAGGAUCAUAUCUGUAUUAUUCACUAGUAUCUGCAGAAUCCAGUGUGUUGCCUGGCAUGACAAAUACGUGAUGAGUAAAGCAAGAAUAUUUGGAAAAUU